Molecule: messenger RNA, 1809 nt
Organism: Brassica rapa (field mustard)
Lineage: Eukaryota; Viridiplantae; Streptophyta; Magnoliopsida; Brassicales; Brassicaceae
Source: RefSeq, a predicted model, not a curated record
AUGAGCUCGAGGAUCCACCAAGCAACGAGCGUGGUACCUGAGAUUGAUAGCGUCAUCGCUUCAACAUCGCGCACACCCUUCACCGAAGAACUGACGGAGGUCAAACUCCGGAAAAUGGACAAUUUGCGUCUCCCAGAGUACAAACCAGGAGGCGAUCCCGUCGAGCAUCUGACGGCCUUCAACAUCGCGGUGGCGAAAGCUAGACUUGCCCCCAAGGAAAGAGACGCGGGAUACUGCCAACUCUUUGUCGAGACGCUGAACGAACAAGCCCUGACUUGGUUCUCGGGAUUUGAAGAGAACUCGAUUAGCAGUUUCAAACAGCUCUCCUUGGCAUUUCUUAAAACUUACAUCAUGUUCACCAAGCGCAGCAACAGCCUCGAGCCUUUGGAACCUCAAGCAAACGAAGGACCAGAGCCUUCGCGACUACAUGGAACGAUUCAACUGCAAGACGCCGUUGCUCGCUCCCACAACUUCAUCCGUAUGGAAGAGGACACUAAAGCCAUCAUGAGCAAGCACAACUCGGUGAAGCAAUCAGUGCCUAAAAGCGCUGCUACAGCUCACAUCGAACCUCGUCAGCAUGCUCCCAGUGACAAAAACAACCGUAAGAACGGUCUCCUCUACUUCGUCGACGAAAAUGGGAAGAAAUGGAACACCUUUCAUCGAGAAACAUAUCCUCCGAGCGAAUCCCCCCGAGCAACGGCGACGGCCGCAGUCGCCCAGGUCGAUUCUGCGGCCGGUUCAUCCAGGACCCCUCCAGGACUUACCAAAUCGUGUAAACUCCAUGGCGUAAAAGGCCACGACACUUCAGAGUGCAAAACACUUUUCGCACAGUUCCUCUCCUCACUCGAAAGCGGCGAGCUCAAGAUCCCUCCUCCGAAGCCCAAAAGCGAGAACAGUUGGAGCAGGAACAAGGAUAGGAAAAAUCAGCGAAAAAAUCAGGCUGUCGAAGAUCAACCCGCGGUCAGACAAAGGAUCGAAGUUAUUCGCACCCAACCGGAACCCUCAUCGGACGAAGAGAGCGGCCUCGAGGAAGCUCUCGACCCGUUGGACUUACUAACGUUCCUCAAGCGAAUGAUCACUCCGACGAAUAACGAGACCCCCGGACCUUCCGAUCUCCGAGUCGAGCUCAACGCCAAAAGAACCAAGCAUGCGCUGAGCCAAGGAUCUCCACCAGCAUCUACAGGCGAUAACACUAUCGUCGAUUUGCGCGAUCAACUUAACGCACGGAUGGACGAUCUGCACCUCCUCGGAAUAAACUUCCCUCAUAACGAUCCCCUUCUCGUCGUACUGGCUAUCGAUAAGUACGAUGUUACCAAAGUGCUAAUCGAUACCGGCAGCUCAGUCGAUAUCAUUUUUCGCGAAACUCUCGUAAAAAAGGGUAUCGACUUAAAAGACGUGAAACCAUCUUCCAGAACUCUCACCGGCUUCAAUGGCUCCUCCGAAGUAAUCCUGGGAACUAUCCGUCUCUCGGUACAAGCAGAGGGAGUAACUCGGAUGGUCAAAUUCUCGGAGGUCAGUACCAAGGCCCCCUAUCACGUGAUACUAGGUACCCCAUGGCUGUACUCUAUGCGAGCAAUUGUAUCGACCUACCAUCAAUGUGUUAAAUUCCCGGGAGUGGAUGGGACUGUUAAGACAGUAAGAGGAGAUCAACGAGCCGCACGAGAUCUUUUGAUCGCCACGGUCAAAUUACAGCGCUCGCAGUCACUAGUCAACUUGAUUUCCCCUCCAAUAAGUAAGGUCUGCCCACAAAAGGAAGAAGUGCUCGAAGUCCCGGUCGACGAGUCGGAUCCAACAAAGUACUACGAGUAG